Dipodomys spectabilis (banner-tailed kangaroo rat) is the source of this 4622-nucleotide messenger RNA. RefSeq names its product centrosomal protein 128 (gene Cep128). The coding region runs from base 219 to 3608 and encodes 1129 amino acids. The record is from RefSeq and is a predicted model, not a curated record. The transcript is spliced from 26 exons. NCBI's taxonomy places the organism in Eukaryota, Metazoa, Chordata, Mammalia, Rodentia, Heteromyidae.
GUUCAAGUUGCCAUAGCUGCGAGUCCGGGGAGAGCGGAGUCGGUUGCGCCGAAGCCUUUGGAGUUCCAUCAGAUGCAGUUUGAACAUCUUUUAUUGCUCAAAGUAAUUGAAAUUAAUAGCAGAAGACUUUGCAUGCUUAUACCAGUGAAAUUCAUGCUGGAAAGUGUGAUUCUUUCUCAUAAAAGUAUGUAAUUCUACUUGGGGAUUUGCAUGUAUCAAUGGCAGAAUCAACCAGUGAUUCAGAUCGCUUCCGCUAUCGUGACCGUGUGAGUCGAUGGGCUGCCAGAUCGAUUCCAACGGAAACCAGAAGUCAUGCUACAGUAGAUGUCACUGAGAAGGUCAAUACUAUAACAAGUACUUUACAGGAUACUAGUCGGAACCUUCGACAAGUGGACCAGAUGCUUGGGCAAUAUCGAGAAUAUAGUAAUGGACAGGCUGGUGUUGUUGAACAUUUAAGAGAAUCCUUGGAGAAAUCAAUAAACCAACUGCGGAGUCAACGCUUACAGAGAAACUCAGGGGGGAGAAGUAUUUCUGUUACAAGUGUGAGUACAAGUGACCUCGAUGGUGGCACUGUGACAGAGAGCCACAAUUUUCCACCUACCUCACCUCUUAAGGAAUAUGAUCCACUGGGGACCAAACGAAGUAAGUCCAGAACUGGUGUCCGGUUUGUUCGCCAAACUGAUGACAUGACCCAGCUUCAUAGCUUUCACCAGUCCCUCCGAGACCUCAGCAGUGAACAAGUUCGCCUUGGAGAGGAUUUCAACAGGGAGCUUUCCAGGAGAAGCCGAUCGGAUGCUGAAACAAAAAGGGCUUUGGAAGAAUUGACUGAAAAACUUAGUGAAUCCCAGAAACAAGAUGUGGUUUCAGAUCGGGUGGAGCGACGGCUUCAGGAAAUAGAAAGAGAGAUGCGUACAGAAAGAGAGCUGGUGGAAAGACGUCAGGACCAGUUGGGACUUAUGUCCUUGAAGCUGCAGGAGGCAUUGAAGAAACAAGAAGCUAAAGCAGAGGAAACUGAGGGAAUAAUGAAAAAUAAGCUACAGCAAACUGAAACUGAGAAGAGUCAACUGGAACAGGAAUUGGAGCUAUCUCGCAGGCUAUUGAAUCAAUCAGAAGGCAGCAGAGAAAUACUUUUGCAUCAGGUAGAAGAACUACGUACACAGCUCACAAAAGCAGAAGGUGACCAGAAGGGUUUACAACAUCAGAUUUCCAAGCAGCGUUUAAGCCUUCAGGAUGAUCAAGAUGACUGGAGGUUUAGAAGAGGGAUAGAGAGAGAAAAACAGGAUCUGGAGAAGCAGAUGUCAGAUCUGAGAGCACACCUGAACUUCAAUUCAAUGGCAUCUGAGUUGGAGGAGGUGAAGCGAUGCAUAGAGCGAAAAGACAAGGAGAAAGCAAAUUUGGCAGCACAAAUAGAGGAUCUAGCACGUGAAUUGGAGAACAAAGAAAAACAACAGCUGCAGAUGUUGGAUCGACUUAAGGAGAUCGAGAGUCACUUUGAUACAUGUGAGGCUGAGCGUAAGCAUGCUGACCUCCAGAUCUCAGAGCUGACUCACCACGCUGAGGAUGCAACUAAGCAGGCCGAGCAGUACCUCAGUGAGUGCCAGCAGGCAGAGGCCCUGAGAGAGGAAGCAGAGAAGAGGCGAGAAGACCUGAAAAUGAAAGCUCAAGAAACCAUUAGGCAAUGGAAGCUUAAGUAUAAGAAGUUAGAGCGAGCAAUGGAAAAACAAUCUGAAACUCUCGAUCAACUGACUGAUAAGAAUAAUCAGAUUCUAAAAGAAAAGGAUGACUUGAAAAAUCAGCUUUAUGUAGCAUUACAACAAAUAGAGAAGCUUAGAAAGGAACUGAAUGAUGUUUUGACCAAGCGUGCCCACCAAGAGGAAGAGCUUCACUCUAAGGAGAAGAAGCUAAGUGAUAUUCAGUCUCGUCAAACUGACCUUGAAGUAGAAGUCAAGAGUUCCCUGGAUACCAUCCAUAGACUAGAAAGUGAAUUGAAAAGGCAGAAUAAGACUCAAAACCAGAUUAAAGUUGAGAAAGCUCACCUAGAGGAAGAAGUUACAAAACUAAGGAGGAGCCAGGCUGAGGAUAAAGCAAAACUUCUUGAGAUGCAAGAGUCCAUCAAAGACUUGAGUGCCAUCCGAGCAGAUCUUGCUAAUAAAUUGGCUGACGAAGAGAGAGCCAAGAAAGCCGUGCUUAAGGACCUCUCUGACCUCACUUCUCAGACAAAAUCCCGAGAUGAAGAAACCUCUACUGUCAUCAAUCAGUUAAAGCUAGAACGAGAUGUUCACCAGAGGGAACUGGAAGAUCUCACCUCAUCACUGCAGAGUGUGAAAAUUAAACAUGAGCAAAAUAUCCAGGAGCUGAUGAAACAUUUUAAGAAAGAAAAGAGUGAAGCAGAGAAUCACAUUAGGACACUGAAGGCAGAGAGCUUAGAAGAUAAGAAUAUUGCUAAAGUUCAUCGUUGCCAACUAGAGAAGUUGAAAUCACAGUGUGAAAGACUCACAGAGGAAUUAUCCCAGAAUGAAAAUGAGAACAAAAAACUCAAGCUAAAGUACCAGUGCUUGAAGGAGCAAUUAGAAGAAAAGGAAAAGCAUAUAAGUAAUGAAGAAGAACACUUACGGAGAAUGGAAGAGGCCAGAUUGCAACUCAAAGAUCAACUUCUUUGUCUGGAGACUGAACAGGAAUCCAUUCUUGGCGUGAUAGGAAAGGAAAUUGAUGCAGCCUGUAAAACUUUCUCUAAGGAUUCAAUGGAGAAAUUGAAAGUUUUUUCAUCUGGUCCUGAUAUACAUUGUGAUCCACAUCGCUGGUUAGCAGAAAGCAAGACUAAACUUCAAUGGCUCUGUGAGGAACUGAAAGAGAGAGAAAACAGAGAGAAAAACCUGCGACACCAGCUGAUGCUCUGCAGACAGCAACUCAGAGAUCUGACGGAAAACAAGGAAUCUGAGCUCCAGUGUCUCUUUGAACAGAUAGAAAGGCAGGAGCAGCUUCUGGAAGAAAUACACCAGGAGAAGAGAGACUUGGUAGAAGAGACACAAAGGAAAGACGAAGAAAUGGAAUCACUGCAGCCGAAUCUACUGUAUAAACUUCCACCCUGGGAAGACGGUAGUCAGACUGCAGUGAAAAAUCAGAAUGAAGUUCAUUUUGAAGAAAAAGCAGACCGUGUAAAUGCAUUGGAAACGAGUACCCGAGUGGCCUUGGACCAUCUGGAGUCUGUGCCUGAGAAACUGAGCCUCCUGGAUGAUUUCAAAGACUUUAGAGAUUUCCGCUGUUUAUCAGAGAGAACUGAUGGGAGAUAUUCCAAAUACAAAGCUUACAGAGAUUCUCUUCAACAGCACCAAGAUGACAAGUACAGAAGCAAAUCCUUCAAAGAUGACAGAAGGUUCUUAGCAAGUUCCCAUGGUCCUGGGUUAGAUCACUCAUUGUCUUGGCAGGAUUCUGGUCGGUUCCUGUCUAGUCCUCGAUUUUCACACUUCAACUCUUUGCCAGCAUUUACCAAAAGAACUGUUACUCCAGACUCAGCUUCAAUCAAGGGAGAUGUUGCAAAUUUACCAUUGAGUAGAACAAGCUCACAAUCCAAGAAGGACGAAUAUGAGAGCAAAAAAAGCAAAAUGUAAUUAGUUAUUUUAUUUGAGUGUUUUAAGAAUAAUAGCUUAUCUGUCCUUUGCUGCCAUUUGGACCUGAUUGUCUAACAUACAUACCUGUGGCUUUGGCUCUUUGCUAUUGCCAAAUGUUGACUAAAAUGAAAAUAUACUUAAGUCUUUGUGAAUGACAAAGUUAACCAAAAGUGAAUGAUAUUACCAAAGUAAUAGCAACUUAUGAAUGAUAGGCAGCUAACUAAAUGGCAACAUGCCAAUAGAGAAAGAUAUAUUUUCACUUUGUAUUUCCCUUUUAUAAAAUGUGGUCAGUUACAAUUUCCUGACCAAAACUUGGGUUUAUAAUUGAUGCCUUUCAAAAAUUACUGGCUAAAAGAAGAAAAAUGAGUUCUCCUUUAGGCAAAAGUUGCCAGCACUUUAAAUUCAGGGAGCAUUUAUAUACAAUUAAUUUUUCAAAUGCGUUCUCCCUUAUUAAUUAUCAUGUGUUGUAACAUGUCAUGGAGAUUUGCAUAUGUCAUAUUAACUCUCUUUGUAAAUGCUCAGGACUGUUAAUGUCCAUCAUCUAGCAGUCUUAUUACCAUAGGAAGUACCUUAAAAUGAUUUCUAAUCAUCCGUUUUUAAUAGCAAUAAAGAAUUUAUAAAUAAUAUCUGAAUUAUAGAGUACUGUAAAGAAUUCAGAGCACAGUUUAUUUAUUUGUCUUUUUGUCAAAUAUCCCACAUAUCCCAAAGAUGGCCAUAUACUGGACCAUCUUUCAUUUAAUGUGACCAAGGUUACAGCGCCAAACUCCUGAGUCUGUGAGGUUCACUCUGCAAGAGCUCUUGUAGAAUUUGGUACUAUCCACCUGCUUUUUACAUCCCAGCUCUUCUCAACAUCAAAGUGUUUUUAAGACCUUAUCCUUUUUGCUUGCUCAUCUACCAGUGGAGAAAGAGUUAAAUCAAAUGUAGAACAAUGGUAAAUAUCUACAAACUCAGUCCUACUGGUUCAUAAUAGAAAGACUGCACAGAGACAAGGACAAUAAAGCAAUUCCUUAGUAA